CACACCCAAUACUAACACCAGCACAACAGUGCAUCAAACAGAUAUGGAAAUCGAUGAGCAAAGCACAAAUUCAAGCCAAUCUGAACUAACUAACUCCUCCCUUUCCACAAAUCCAAUCUCAUGUGCAGACAAAGUUGACGAAGCAACAACAGAUAGAUCAACAACCUCCUCCACUAUUGAAGCUGACAUCAAGAGAGUGAACUCUCUGGACAAACACUCAAAAAUCCUCGAGUUAU
Messenger RNA from Acaulospora morrowiae, 236 nucleotides. The record is from the annotation of a GenBank genome assembly. Lineage: Eukaryota; Fungi; Glomeromycota; Glomeromycetes; Diversisporales; Acaulosporaceae.